UUUUUCUAGACGCUACGCUAGGCAAAAAUGGGUUAAACUCAACAUUAAAUAUAUCGGUACUAUGUAGAGUCGUCCCCACAAUGCAAGCAGACGUACGUGUAUGCCGAGUUGCCCGAGGAUGCCCCGGUAGGCGCACCCGUGCUCUCCGUGGAAUGCACGAGUAAGAGCGGCAACUCGAGCGCGCUCUCCUACUCCAUUGUCAAUGGCAACGCGCAGGACACGUUUCAUGUAAACGUCAGCGAUGGAGUGGCACAUGUGUACCUCAACCAGAAAAUUAGCUUCGAGUCAAGAACGACCCGCUUUCAUUUGACCUUCGAGAUCUCGGACGAGAGCGAGAACGAGCGUUCCUACACGUCCUACACCCUUGACAUCCAGGUGGUCGGCGUGAACGACUACGCGCCGCUCUUCCUCUUUUCGCCAUACAACGUCUACGUGAACGAGGACCGGCGGCCCGGCGCCGUCGUAGCCAAUCCCAUCCCGUACGACUUCGACAAGGGCGCCGACGGGGUGACCACCUCUACCAUUAUAGACGGUAACGACGCGAUGUUCUACAUGGAUCCCCGUACGGCCGCCGUUUACCUGCGCGACCGGCUGGACUACGAACGGAACUCGGAUUACGUCAUCACCAUACAGGUCAACGACGACGGCAUGCCAAAAAGGCGUUCCUCGACGGCGCAACUCAACGUCCACGUGAAAGACGUCAAUGAUAACCCGCCCGUCUGCGAGGACACGUUCCUCGCUCUCCAUUUUGACGAGAGAACUCCAGCGGGCUCAGUGAUAGCUAACAUCAAGUGUUCAGACGCGGAUUCCGGAAAUAAUGGUCGACUGUCUUACACAAUCACGCAAGGGGACUUGACAAAAUUCCGCCUGCAAGGUUCGAACCUGGUGCUGGACAAGGCAAUUGACGUGGACAGGGAGUCGCCCACGUGGCGCGUGUCAGUCCUUGUCCAGGACAGGGGCGAGCCCCGCCUCUCCACCCUCGUCGAUGUCUCCAUAUUCGUGGAGGACGUGGAUGACAACGCGCCGGUGUGGGCGCCGCCAGAGAAUGGGGAAUAUUCCGUAGAUCUGCAGGAGCAUGCGCCGGUUGGGCAUCACGUGAUCAAGGUGUCCACUAGUGACCUUGACACCAAUGUCAAGGAUUCGGUUAUCAUGUACUACAUUGAUGACUACAGUCGCUUUUUCAUGAUAAUGUCUACUACCGGAGACAUUUAUUUACGAGAGUCGAUCGACAAAGAACACGUGUCUAACUUUUUGCUGCCCAUUUCCGCCGUCUCCACCAAUCAAAAAGACCGGAUAGCCGCUAUUGUGAAUAUAAGCAUUGUGGAUCUCAACGACAACAAACCCACAUUCCUUAAGGACGUGUUUCACUUUUCUGUACCAGAGAACCUGGUACCGAACAGCCAGAUUGCUAACGUGACUGCUACUGAUAGCGACAGAGGACCCAACGGCGAGGUCGUUUACAGAAUGAUAGGUCAAAUGUCGCUGUGGCAGAUUGAUGACAAGACCGGUAUAAUAUCUCUCGCCGGUGGUCUCGACUAUGAAACUCAGAAGAUUAAUACUCUGGAAAUUGAAGCGUCCGACAGAGGACAUCCAACACGGUCGUCCACGUGUACAGUUAUCAUAACCGUAGUUCCAGUGAACGAGUUUGAACCAAUUUUCAAAGACAUUGGUCCUGUCACUAUACCCGAAGACGCCAUUAUAGGACAGUCUGUGUUCCAAGUUGAAGCAACGGAUAGAGAUGUUGGGCCAGACGGUGAAAUAGUAUACAGUCUUCAAAACUACGAUGAUCAUUUUGCUGUAGAAUCAAGAACAGGAAUUGUGAUAUUAAUCGCCUCAUUAGAUCGCGAGACACUUUCACAGCUGAAUGUCACAAUUGUAGCAAAGGACAUGUCUGGAACAGCGUCCAAAUCUACAUCAAUCUCUGUGAAUGUUGUUGUAUUGGACAGAAACGACAACCCACCUACGUGCCAUCCCAUGUAUUACGCCGCCAAGCUAUCGUCGCCCAUACACAGCGGUGACCUUGUGGUGACCUUGACCUGCACAGACGCGGACUCGCCGAUCAACGCAAAACUGUCGUAUUUGAUAAUCUCAGGGAAUACUUAUAAUGAUUUUACUUUGUCAUUGGAUGGAAGUGUUAUUGUAGCCAGGAAGCCUGCUUCCGCUGAUUAUCAUUUACAAAUAAACGUUAUCGACAGUGGAAAUCCCUCUUUGAGCGCUGAGGUUUUAGUAUUUGUCCAGAGCGGCGGAAACGUCUCGUUUGUAAAUAUUCCACAUACUGUUCGAAUUUUCGAAAAUGUAACCAUUGGGUCCCAAAUCUUCCAGCUACAGUCUUUAAGUGUAUCCCAGCAAAUUGUGUACCAAAUACAAAAUAUUUCUUCGAACGGGAAUCUGAUGGGAUCUGAAGCGCCUUACUUUAAAAUUGACAAAUUAUCGGGGAAAUUGUUUGUGUGGCGCCCACUCGACCGAGAAAUUCAAGACACAUUUUUAGUUUUUAUAAAAGCAAAAGAAAUUGUUAGCAGCCAUGAAGUUGAAGAUGUAUUAUAUAUCGACAUUCAGGACGUUAAUGAUAACACUCCGUUGUUUACACAGUCUUUUUAUGAAGUCUCAGUUACUGAAAACAUUGCUCGAAGCAGUCAUAUUCUUACUGUAAAGGCGAAUGAUUUGGAUAUAAAUGAGAACGGUCUGGUCUCUUACGCAAUUACGACAGGUAAUGACCAAAAUACAUUUACAAUUGAUAGCCAAGGAAGAAUAUUUACAAACAUUGCACUUGAUCGUGAAAACAAGGAUAUAUUUGCGCUUAUUGUCACUGCAACGGACGGUGGAUCAAUAAAACAUAACACAGGAACUACAACCGUCCUAAUAUCAAUAACAGACGCUGAUGGAUACCACCCAGAAUUACUUAAUAUGGGGUCAAAUCAAGUACUACACUUGAAAGAAGACACCCCUCUUGGUGCUAAAAUCUUCGCAAUGAAUGCAACGGAUAUGGAUGGAAACAAACAAUUACGAUAUAGUAUUUCGAAUAAAUCACAACAACACUUUCUUAUAGACAGCAUAUCGGGUGAUAUUUUCUUGAUUAGGCUUCUUGAUCGCGAACAACAACGCUCACAUGAUAUUGUGGUAUCAGCGUCCAGUCCCCAACGAACUGGCACAGUAACAGUCACAAUAUCAGUUCUGGAUGUAAACGAUAAUCAACCCACAUUUUCAUCGAAUCUGUACAAGUUUGAUAUCGAAGAAACAAGUGUAAUAGGCACUGUAGUUGGUGUGGUGACUGUGAACGAUGUUGACGAUGGGCAAAAUGGCGAUGUUAACCUUUAUAUCAACAAAGGGAAUUCCAAUAAUUAUUUUGAUUUAAGAAAACUAAAUUCAAACGCUACUGAAAUAUUUAUUAGAUCGAUGUUAUCCCCUUCAAGAAUGGAAACAGAAUAUUUUUUACAACUCGUAGCAACGGAUAAAAGUGAGAUCCCUAGAUCCGCGACAGCGUUUGUUCUAAUACUUGUUCGCCCUGAACACAAACAACCAAUGUUUCCUACAGAUCUUGAAAUAAUUCAUAUUCCAGAAAAUGUUCAUAUUGGUCGACCUGUCUACGAUGCAGACGCAACGCUUCUUGGUGCUCGCGAAGGUAUUGGUAGAGACAUUAUGUACUUUAUUAAACAUGCGGAUGUUUAUGUGCAAGAUAUGUUUUUCAUAGACAGAGAAUCUGGCGAACUCACUGUGACACGCAGAUUUGAAACUAGCAAAGAUGGAUUCACGUUUAUGGUGGAAAUUGAGGCUCAAAACAUAUACGAUCCUGAACUGACAUCUGAAAUGACUCUUCAGUUCGAAAUUGAUGACGUAAAUGACAAUAGCCCAAUAUUUUCUAAUUCAAUAUACACUUAUAUCAUACCAGAAGACACACCUGCGGGAAAAAUCUUUGCAACACUAUCAGCCUCAGAUAUUGAUAAAGACCAAAAUUCAUAUUUGGAAUAUCGCCUGGUCGAAAGUGAAGACUCAAAUGAUUUUUCCAUUGACACGUUCACAGGUGUUUUGAGUUUAAAAAACAACGUCAAUUAUGAAAUAAGUAAAAGCUACCAUUUUGAUGCAAUCGUGUAUGAUCAUGGAUCUCCUUCAUUGACUGCAACCACUAGUAUUGUAGUUGAAAUUCUGGAUGUCAACGACAAUAGUCCGGUGUUUUCCAUAAAUGAUCAUAUCAUCUAUGUGCGAGAGAAUAAUAAUAUCGACAAGGUUAUCCAUCAUAUCAAAGCUACCGAUGAGGAUUCUGGUAAAAACGGGGAAGUAUCUUUAAAAAUAAUUAAUGGAGAUCAAAACGGUACUUUUCUUUUAGAAAGCAGAACUGGGGAAUUACGACUAGUGCAUAAACUUGAUCGAGAAACUAGGAGUGAAUACAAAAUUGUUAUUGAAGCACGUGACCAAGGAACUCCUUCACAAUCAAGUAACACCACACUGAAUAUUAUUGUUAAAGAUUUAAACGACAAUGCUCCUAUGUUUUCACAAAGUCAUUAUAUGACUAGCGUUGAUAGAAAUGUGUCGACAGAAACUCGGUUAUUGACGCUCUCUGCAAAUGACGCGGACGAGGGAAUGAAUGCGAAGUAUGAUUUUCAUAUUAUAAAUGGUUCGCAAGAAAUAUUUCAGAUUGAUCCAAACUUAGGACACGUUUAUGUUUUGUCUGAUUUGCAAGGCUUUGAAAAUUCGGCGACAUUAACUGUUCUUGUAAGAGAUCGUGGAUACCCACGAUUGAGCAGCACUGCAGUGAUAUUUAUCAAUAUAAGACCGCAAAGGUCUGCUACAAAAGAGGAUUUUACUUUUUCCAUCUCCGAAUUUGCGGUACCAAACACAUUAAUUGGAAACAUUGCCUCAAGUUCUACUUCAAAAUAUGUCAUUGUUAGCGGUAAUUUCAAAAAUAAGUUGAGGAUAAACGAAAUAGAUGGAAGUAUCUUUGUUAACGAAAAAUUAGAUCGUGAAGAGUAUCCACAUUAUUUCCUACAGGUUCGAGCAACUUUAAGUUCCGACCCUUCGCUACAAAAAGAUGUUAAUGUAAAAGUUAUAAUAGAAGAUGAGAAUGACAAUUCUCCUGUUUUUGAAAAGGAAAUGUUUAAUAUUUCUGUUCUUGAGCACAGUCCUGUUGGACUCACAGUGGCUACCAUAAUUGCUAAAGACGUGGAUGUAGGUUUUAACGCUAACCUAACGUAUGAGAUAGUAAAUAAUUCGAAAGAUGCUCAAUAUUUCUGGCAAAUAACAAAUAACGGUUCUUUGGUUGUCACUCAAACCAUAAUUCAUGAAAGAGUGGAUAGUUUUUCGUUAACCGUAGUUGCUAUGGACGGCGGUGAACGUCCAAGAUCGGGCGUAACGCAGGUUUUAAUUAACGUAACGGAUAUCAUUGACGAUACGUCGGAUCACUCCGCCACACAACAACCAGCUGUUAUAAACUUCGAGAUGCCGAUAUAUGCGUAUUCGGGAUAUGAGGUUGGUUGUUUGACGCCGGAUAUGUUUUACUUGAGCAAAACUGACACGAGUAUCAAAUUCACCAUGCAAAAGAGUGAAGGUCGAUUUGAUAUAAACGAAAAUUCUGGUUGCAUCACGUUAAAAGCUUUCUUAGAGAUAAAAAGAGAUACGAAUUUCCUGUAUUGGGUUGCCGCAAAAACGGAUGCAUCCGAAAUAUCGAAUGGCAGAAUGGCCCUGCUUCGGAUUGACAUACUUGUUCCACACAAGCACGUGGUCGUGCUAACACAUAGUGUGCCAUUGGAUGUCUUGGAAAUUAAUCGAAAGAAUCUCAUCGCAAGCCUUCGGCGGAUUUUCCCGCGAUACGAGCCCAAGAUUUGGAAGUUGGAAGCCAUAAGCAGUCCCCACAGGCGAAAACUUCUUGUCGUCGGAGGGUCAAAAGCGUACGUCUUUGUGGUAAGAGGAAACCGCACAAACUCCGUCGGUGAAAUUGAAAAUACGAAGCAGUAUAUUUUGCAAGACGAAUUGCUCGACAGAAUGACAACGCCGGAUGGCAAUGUAUCUCCUGAUCUCACUUCUGAAGACUUUGAUGCGUAUCCGGUCUUGAGUGUAAAACCGUACGCUGAACCGGAAAGGAUUGGAAAUCUGUGGAUCAACACAGAUAUGGGCAAAGCGGUGCUUGGUGUAGUGCUGGGAUUUGUGGUGUUCGGGAUAUUGCUGGCGGUCGUGUUGCACGAUAUCAAGACCAACACAAAUAGGAAAUUAGGACCCAAGAAAGCAUCUCAGACGUCGUUGGAACUGAACCUACCUCCAAUAUAUUACACGAAUGGACCAAAAUACAACAACUUACGAAGAUCUUCAUCGUCAGCUGACAUGUUGCCCCUUAUGAACGCUUUGAAAGUUUUGACUAACAUGAGUGAAAAGGACAGAAACAAGCUGAUUGAACACACGAUGAAAGUUAAAAAAGCAGAGGAAGAAUGCUUAUAUUCACGCUGGAAGAACAACCUAAAUAAAACUAAAACAAGUCCAUCGAUAAAUAUCGCAAACCUGAAUGAGACCAGACCGCAGACUGGAUCUGCAAAAACUAAUAGGGAACAAUUUGAAACCAAGCAGAGCUGCAUACCAAUCAAUCAGAUAAGGAACAAAACGUGUAAAGCCAAGGUUAACAUACGGACGCAUACCCAAGCGCCUGUCAACACGCCAGCACAAGACAACGAAUGUUUGUCCAGCGUUGAACUUGAAACAAUAGAAACAGGCUAUAAAUCAGUUCUUGAAUCAAAGGUGUCACCCAAAGUUAUUGUGCACAACAACAACAUACAUCACCACCGUCCCAAAGCUGGCAAUAGACGUUUAAUUGUUGGUGGCACAGAGUAUGAUGGGGUUAGCAAGUUUACACUAAGUGGCGAAAAAUACUUGUAUAACACAAGAACGGGCGACAAAAUCAACGUGAGUGAUGACGUUCUGACAAAAGCUGUGCAACACAGAGAAAAUGUAGCUAAUGGUGAAUUUGAAAAAGAUAAAAACGGCGUCGGAGUUAACAACUGCAAACCACAGCCCCUGGCAUCCGAGAAAUCACAUUCACGAAAUGGAGUAGCUCUUUACUGUGUUUAAGUUGUUCAUAUACGUCAAACCAGCCUAAACAAUAAAACGUUUGCUUUUGAGAGAUCACCAAAAUAAAGAAAAACUUGGAACACGCGAAAAAUAAUGCGAACAAGUCUAAAGUUGAUAUGAAGCGUUAACUAUCACGUAUGAAAAUAUGUGUGAAUAUAAUUCUGUGCAAAUAAUGUAUUCAAUAUAACAAUAUGGAGAAAUCAUUGCUUGUGAAGCAGAACCAUUGGUGUACCGUAUAGAAAUGUAGUUUCCCAACUAAACACGCAUAAAUCGUGCAUCAAAAUCGUUGUAACCGGCUAGUCAGACUCCGCAUUCGUAACCAUAUUGUAUUACAUGUAUAUACAAUAAAUACAGCAAUAUGUACUAGAAAUGGAAACGCUUAUAUACAGUAUGUAUUAUGACAUAUAUUGUUUGUAAUGAAGCAGCACAUCAUUUACUGGAGUUAUUAAUUGCACAGUUAGUAAGUAAAGAUUGCUCUCGCUCGACCACCACCCCCACACACCGACUGCUUGGUGUUCCCACAGGUGUUGGGCGCGUGGCAAAUUCACUGAAACACUAUCAAUAUGUCAUAAAAAAACAUGUUUCAUCACUUUGACAAACAAAAUAAUUCUGAUAUAAUAUAUAUGAACAUAUAUUACAUCAGAAUUUUUUUGUCAAAGUGAUGCCACGCGCCCAACACCUUCCCAGGACGGUGAUCCCUGUUUAAUCAUUUUACGUUUUGUGUUGUAUGUCUUGUCCUGUAUUGUAUACCUUAUAUGUCACUUGCCUUAGAUAAAAACAACUAGGCGAUGAGAACAAUAAUGUAUCUCCUGGUUAAGUUUCCAGAAGUUCAGUAUUUCUAUUAUUGCAAUAUUUUAAUAAUCUUUUAUACAGCCUAGUUAUAUUUAAAUCUUACAUGUUGCGUUAUACUUCAUGUUUUAUGUUAAGGUGACCUUUUCACAGAUUUUAGCAGAUAUUGAAGCUUGUCAUUAAAUGCUUUAUAUUGAUAAGUGUACACAUGGGAUCUAAAAAGAUACAGUAAAAAUCAAGAAUAAAUUUUAAGAUAAAAAGUAACCCUGAACUAGACUCGAAUCACUGACCCCUGGAGUAAAAUUCUAUCGUUUACACCACUCGGCCAUCCUUGCUCAUGCAAUUAGUAAUGUAUGUUAUAAGCAAUCUUCGUAGUGUCACAAAAGAUAACGACAACAACAGAACUCUCCAAAUUAUUCAUUUGUUUCGCGUUGCAACGCUUUAUAAUUUUCAGUUUUUUAAAUCGUCUAAAGAUGCAUAUAAUCGAUAUUUUAGAGCAUG
Molecule: messenger RNA, 8337 nt
Organism: Dreissena polymorpha
Lineage: Eukaryota; Metazoa; Mollusca; Bivalvia; Myida; Dreissenidae
Product: protocadherin Fat 4-like
Exons: 19
Coding region: 544-7047 (2167 amino acids)
Biological process (GO): homophilic cell-cell adhesion
Cellular component (GO): plasma membrane; catenin complex
Molecular function (GO): cadherin binding; calcium ion binding
Source: RefSeq, a predicted model, not a curated record